AAUGGCAGAUCCUGAAGAAGAAGUAAAAUACAACCCCUCUGCACCCAGAGGGAGGCAGACCCGCAGUAGGACUACCCGCAGGGGCAAGAGGACUAAGUACACCAAGUUUUAUGAGGAUGAAGAAUCUGAUAGUGAUGUGGCUAUUCCAGAGGAUUUUGUGCAGUAUUUUGAAGUUUUCAAGGAGUUUAUCAAUGAUUUUCAGAAGGAGUUGGGCCAUGAGAAUGAAGGCAGGAAGGGAACGAAGAAGAGAGUGGAGAAAGCCAAAAGCAAAGAGAAGGAACAGAAAGAGGCCUUAGAGAAGGAGAUUGAGUCGAAAUUUGCGAAUGAUAACCAGCCUGAGUUACAACAGGUUGAGCAGAAUGAACAGGAUGUACAGGAACAGACUGAAAAUGCCCAGCAGGAGAGUCAUUUAGGAGUGAAUAGUGCAAUGGACCCAGGACAACAGAUGAAUGGACAAGAGUUGAUAUUACAGUUACUGGCGUCACAAGGCAAUUUGGCAGGGCUGAUACAAGGAGCAAGCGCUCAGAGAGGGCAAGGUUCGAAUCAAAGUUUGGGCAUGGAAAAUGUUGCCCAGACAAGUGCUCAAUCUUUGUUGUUGUUACAACAGAUUAUUCAGAAUACUCCAGAAAUUCAUGUAUUACAUCAACAGGAACAAUUGGCAUUGUAUCAGAUACAGCAGCAUAUCAGAAAUGCGCUUACUCAAAAUCUGGGGCAAGAGAUUGUUAGUCAGUUGGUAAUAGAAUAUAAAAAGACACAAGAUCAUCAUCAGCAAAAUAUCCAGGCUGCUAUCCAAAGAAAAUUAACAAUGAUAUUAUGUAGGAACAAUCCAGGCUUGUUUGGAGGUCAAGCUCAAGAGCCUCCUCAACCACCUCCACAAGAAGAAAACUCUAAUAUUGAAGUCGAUAUUUUUAAAUACAAUAGAAGCAGUUAUCAUCUGGGUAUUUCUUACUACAUAUACAUGAUGAAAAAGAAACAGUAUGAUAGAGAAAGACAACAACAAUGAGAAAUGGAGCAAAACGUAUCUAAAACACCUCAAAAUUUGAUUUCCACUCAGCAACAUCCCCAUGCUGCUUCUACCUCCCCUCAGAACCAACCGUCUCAUCAAGUCCAGUCUACACCUCCUCAGCCUACCCAAAUCCAUCAGGCGCCGCCAGAACCGACACAAAUUCCUUCGCUUCCAGUACACCCUUCGCAGCUACCCACUCAUCAGCAGCACCAGCAGCACCAGCAGCAACAACAGCAUCAGCAGCAGCAGCAACAGCAACAUCAGCCAGUCCAAGAGAACACCCAAUCUGCAGUACAGAACAUGUUCAACUACAUGCAGAUUUUAGCUGCUACAAACCCAGCUCUGCAGCAUCAGAUCCAGAUGAGCCAGCUACAACAAUUUGGCAUGAACAAUAAUGCAGCGCAAAUGCCCAAUGGUCAGUUCCAGCAACAACAAAUGCAACAGAAUGUAGCAACGAUAAGGAAUAAAGAUGAAAAGGAUAUUAAUUCAAAGGUCGACGACCUGAUGAAAUCGUAAUUAUUUUGAGUUUGCCAACCGAAUUUAUCA
Moneuplotes crassus is the source of this 1552-nucleotide messenger RNA. NCBI's taxonomy places the organism in Eukaryota, Ciliophora, Spirotrichea, Euplotida, Euplotidae. The record is from the annotation of a GenBank genome assembly.